Molecule: messenger RNA, 4924 nt
Organism: Apis dorsata (giant honeybee)
Lineage: Eukaryota; Metazoa; Arthropoda; Insecta; Hymenoptera; Apidae
Gene: Npc1a
Product: NPC intracellular cholesterol transporter 1
Exons: 20
Coding region: 322-4449 (1375 amino acids)
Cellular component (GO): membrane
Molecular function (GO): lipid carrier activity
Source: RefSeq, a predicted model, not a curated record
AAAUUUAUUUUUCAUGAAGGCUUAAAACGAGAGCCGAAUAAAACCGAAAAUAGCCGAUAAUGUUGAUUCAUAUUCAAUGCGUAGCGUUAGUCUGUGAUUACCAAUGUCGCCAUCGCGCUGUGCUGCAUACGUCUAGUCAGUCGUGUUAGAGAAACGCGGUCGUGAAUUGGUUUGAUAUUUUUGUUAACUAUUUCGAAUAACUAUAUAGAAGGUAUUGAUAUGGAAAUAUAGGCAAUGAGUGAUCGUAAUAAAUCUACCUGUUAACAUUAAAUCACAAUAAAGAAAAUAAUCGUUUAAUAUCAUUGCUCUCAUAAACGAGCUAUGUAUUGGUUUUAUAUGUUUUUCCGAGGUCACCGUCAAACUUUGACAGACGCUAAUAUGUCACAUCUAAAUAUAAUAUUCUUUCUGCUGGGUAUCUGGACUCUCAUUAAUACAGUAUCUGCUGCAGAAGAUGGUCAUUGCAUUUGGUAUGGAGAAUGUUACACAGAUAAGUUCAACAUGCAUAAAAAAAAUUGCCCUUAUAUUGGACCAGCCAAAUUAUUGGAUAAUAAUGGACAAAAAUUAUUAGCUAAAAAUUGUCCUCAUUUAAUGAUUGAUUCUGGAAAUGGAAUUAACACUUGUUGCGAUACAAAUCAAUUACAAACAAUGGAUACAAAUAUUAAGCUGGCAUCUAAUUUUUUAUCCAGAUGCCCUAGUUGUUUGGAUAAUUUAGUAAAACAUUUUUGUGAAUUUACUUGUAGUACACAACAAAGCAAAUUUAUUAAUGUUACUGAAAUAGGGAAAGAAAAUGAAAUAGAAUACAUCAAUGGAAUAAAUAUUUAUAUAACAGAUAAAUAUAUUGAAGGUACAUUUAAUUCGUGUAGUAAAGUAUCAGUACCUAGUACUGGACAAUUAGCAAUGGAUUUAAUGUGUGGAAUAUGGGGAGCUAGUAGAUGUACUGCAUGGAAAUGGUUUCAUUAUAUGGGCGAUGCAGCAAAUAAUGUAUAUGUACCAUUUCAAAUUACAUAUAUAAAUACUGAUGAACCAAUAGAUUCAUUUAUUCCUGUAGAUCCUAAAGUCACACCUUGUAAUAAGGCAUUAAAUAAAAAUAUGCCAGCAUGCAGUUGUGUAGACUGCGAAGCCAGUUGUCCAGUGCCUCCACCAAUUCCUCCUUUACCAAGACCUUCUACUAUUUUUGGUUAUGAUAGUUAUGCUGUAAUAAUGAUCAUUACUUUUGUCUGUGGUUCAACUCUCUUCAUCUUGUCAAUAGUGUGCUUCAGUAAUAGGAAACAAAUUGUUGCACGAGGUGAGGAAGUAGGAAGGCAGGUGGGUAGACGCCUAGCCGCAGGGUUACAUCACCCAGGAGAUGGUGCGCGUAUUGCUCUCGCCGCUGACCAAGAAGACAGCCCACUUCAAUCUAAGCGUUCCAGUGUGAUAUCUGCAGAUGAUUUGCCGAGCGGUUUCGAUGAUGAAGAACAAUCAACUUUUAUCGAAAGAUUAGGUGCAGGCACAGAUAAAUUAUUAGCGGAAUUUUUUUGUCGAUGGGGUACAGCUUGCGCGUCACGGCCAUGGUUUGUCCUUUUUCUUGGUUUUCUAUUUAUUAUUGGUUUGGGACAUGGAAUAAAAUAUAUACAUGUUACCACUGAUCCAGUUGAAUUAUGGGCUGCUCCACAAUCUCGAUCACGAGUUGAAAAAGAAUAUUUUGAUCAACAUUUUGAACCGUUUUAUAGAACUGAGCAAAUUAUUAUAACAUCGGUUGGUUUGCCGAAUAUUGUACAUAAUACAUCUAAUGGUCAAAUUACAUUUGGUCCAGUAUUUAAUGCUACUUUCCUAAAAACUGUUUAUAAGUUACAAGAAGAAAUAAAACAAAUAACAACUCCGAAUAAUUAUACUUUAGCAAAUAUAUGUUUUGCUCCACUAACCAGUCCAUUUACUGGACCACCAACAGCAUCACAAUGUGUUAUUCAAAGCAUUUGGGGAUAUUGGCAAGAUAGUAUAGAAACUUUUGAUUUUUCUACCACAGAUGAUGAUAAUUUUACUGUAAAUUAUUUAGAUCAUUUCAUCGUUUGCUCGCAAAACGCAUAUAAUCCUGAAUGUCUUGCACCUUAUGGUGGUCCUAUAGAACCAGCAGUUGCAGUUGGUGGAUUUUUAUCACCAGGUCAAGAUCUUCAUAAUCCUUCAUAUGAAAAAGCCACAGCAGUAAUUUUGACCAUAUUAGUUAAUAAUUAUCAUAAUAAAUCUAAAUUGCAUCCAGCAAUGGAAUGGGAAAAAAGUUAUAUUGAAUUUAUGAAAAAUUGGACAACGAUGAAAAAACCAGAAUUUAUGGAUAUUGCCUUUACUUCAGAACGAUCGAUAGAAGAUGAAUUAAAUCGUGAAUCUCAGUCAGAUGUUUUAACAAUUCUUGUAUCGUAUAUUAUUAUGUUUGCAUAUAUUGCGAUUUCUCUUGGUCAAAUUAAAAACUGCAGUCGACUUUUGAUCGAUUCUAAAAUUACUCUUGGUCUUGGUGGUGUACUUCUAGUAUUGGCUUCUGUUGUAUGUUCUGUUGGUUUGUUUGGUUUCAUUGGCAUUCCUGCAACACUUAUUAUUAUUGAAGUCAUACCAUUUCUUGUCCUUGCUGUUGGAGUGGACAAUAUUUUUAUUCUAGUUCAAACACAUCAAAGAGAAAGUCGUCGUCCCAAUGAAUCAAUACCUGAACAUAUUGGUCGUAUUCUCGGUCAAGUGGGACCAAGCAUGUUACUUACUAGUGUAUCAGAAAGUUGUUGUUUCUUUCUUGGCGGAUUAUCUGACAUGCCUGCUGUUAAAGCUUUUGCUCUGUAUGCCGGUAUGGCAUUAUUAGUAGACUUUGUGCUACAAGUAACAUGUUUUGUUAGCUUAUUAGCAUUAGAUACUAUUCGUCAAGCAAAUAAUAAACUUGAUGUAUGCUGUUUUGUACAUGGUUCAAAAAAAGACAAUGGAGAAGAAGUAGUAAAUGGUAUUUUAUACAAACUUUUCAAAAUUGUGUAUGUCCCAUUAUUAUUGAAAAAAUGGGUACGAGCAUUCGUUAUGAUAAUAUUCUUUGGUUGGAUUUGUUCGAGUAUCGCCGUUGUCCCACAUAUCGAAAUUGGUCUAGACCAAGAACUUUCCAUGCCCGAAGAUAGCUUUGUUUUGAAAUAUUUCAAAUUUUUAAAUAGUUAUUUAUCUAUUGGACCACCAAUGUAUUUCGUUGUAAAAGAAGGUUUAAAUUAUUCCGAUAAAAGAGCACAAAAUCUUGUAUGUGGUGGUCAAUAUUGUAACAGUGAUUCAGUAUCUACUCAAAUAUUUAUAGCAUCAAAACAAUCAAAUAGAACAUAUAUAGCAAAACCUGCAUCGUCGUGGUUAGAUGAUUAUAUCGAUUGGUCUCAAUUAUCAACUUGUUGUAAAUAUUUUAUGUCGAAUCAUUCUUUCUGUCCACAUACAGGAUCUACCAAAUAUUGCUCUUUAUGUAAUAUUACCAAAAAUGAAAUUGGUCGGCCUAUACCAACAGAUUUUGACCGUUACGUAUCAUUUUUCUUACAAGAUAAUCCUGAUGAUACAUGUGCUAAAGCAGGUCACGCUGCUUAUGGUCAUGGUGUUAAUUAUGUUACCGAUCCUCUGACAGGCCUAUCGAAAGUCGGAGCGUCUUAUUUUAUGGCUUAUCAUACUAUAUUAAAAACAUCUGCCGAUUAUUAUGAAUCGAUGAGAGCUGCUAGAACUGUAUCUGCAAAUAUUACAAACAUGAUUGAUGAUUAUUUAAAAAGUAUCGGUGAUAAUUCAACGGUUGAAGUGUUUCCAUAUAGUAUAUUCUAUGUUUUUUAUGAGCAGUACUUAACAAUGUGGCCUGAUACGUUAUACAGCAUAGGAAUAUCUUUAAUUGCUAUUUUCGCAGUAACUUUCUUUUUAAUGGGUUUAGAUAUAUUUUCCUCUGUUGUUGUUGUAAUAACUAUUACUAUGAUUGUCGUCAAUAUCGGCGGUUUAAUGUAUUGGUGGCAUAUAACAUUAAAUGCAGUGUCUCUUGUUAAUCUCGUUAUGGCUGUUGGAAUUGCUGUAGAAUUUUGUAGUCAUUUAGUACAUUCUUUCUCAGUAUCAGUAAAAACAACAAGAGUUGAAAGAGUUGCUGAUGCAUUAACGAAUAUGGGAAGUUCAAUCUUUAGCGGUAUAACUCUUACCAAAUUUGGUGGAAUUAUAGUACUCGGUUUCGCUAAAAGUCAAAUCUUUAAGGUAUUUUACUUCAGAAUGUAUCUGGGUAUUGUGCUAUUUGGAGCUGCACACGGGUUAAUAUUUUUACCAGUAUUACUAAGUUACAUUGGCACACCAAUGAACAGAGAAAAGUUGGCAAAUCACAAGAGAGCAAUGCAAGGAAAUCUGGACAACGUACAGGAGACUUCCUUGAAUCAUGGCGUAAGCAAACUCAAUUCUCCUCCCACACCCACCACAAGCACACCUACCUUCAGAGUGCUCGAAUAUCAAAGAUAGGCGUGAUGUCGCGCCGAAGGCGUAGAAGAACCAAUGAAUAUGCCAGCAGGGCCAGAAACAAAUAUAAGAGUCAAGUAUGUGGACCUGACUCUCCUUUACUCCAAAACGACAACAAUCAGUACCCAACCACUUCCUACGCCAGUGUGAACUCCAUAGAUUCGACACAUUAUCAAAUAAUUUUUUAGCAUUAAUCGUUAUUCGUAAAAUGACUUUUAUACUUAGAGAGAGACUGAACAUAAUCUGUCUGUAUAAUAAGAGUUAUUUUUAUUAUAGAUAAUAACUUUCUUUUUUUUAAAAGUUUUAGUAAAAUUUACGUUUGAUAUUAAAUGGUGAUUGGAAAAAAAUUAUAUGAUUGAUGUAAGCAUAAACUAUGAAGUUCACGUCUGGUAUUUUUUGUAAGUAAAAAGAGAAAAAUUUCGUAUCUUAUUGUUAUUAAUAAACUAAGUUUUCGUUAUAUUUAGAAUAUUUAAUUAUA